AUGUUUUUUUCUAAAAGAAUUCUUAUAUUCUUAAUUAUCAAUUUUACAUUAUUUUUACAAUUAUUCAAGUUGACUUUAUUUACCAAGAAUAAACUAAUUGCUACCGUUUCAACAUCAAUCUUAGUCUUAUUUUCAUUAUACUACUUAACAGCAUCAACAUUAGGUCCCAAAUUCUCAUCAGCAUUCAAUAUAAUCCCAAAAUAUUUACGCAACAUUAUGAACUAUUCAAGAUUUGGAAACGGGAAUGGAAAUUAUUCAAGAUUUAGUAAGCAAAAUUCCGAAGAGAGAGAGUUGGCUCUUAAAAAUGGAGGAUUAGUUGGUGGGUUAAGUAAUGAUGGGAAUACAUGUUUUAUGAAUUCUGUUAUUCAAGCAUUGGCUUCUUCAGAAGAAUUUUUAAAAUUCAUUGAUUCUUAUUUGUACCUUGAUAUUGAAUUAGAUAAAAAACCAAAUGGUGAACCAUUAACAAUUAGAUCAAAUCAACCAAAACCAGAGUUGGUUUUCACUAAUGCUUUGAAAACUUUGAUGGAUAAUUUAAAUGGGAAGUAUGGUAGUCAAGGGAAAACAUUUGAUACUAAGAAAUUAUUAGCAAAGAUGCCUAAUGGUCCAAAAAAGAAUUUCUUUUUAGGAUAUAAUCAAGAAGAUGCCCAAGAGUUUUAUCAAUUGGUAAUGAGUUUAUUGGAAAAGGAAUACAAGCAAAUCAACACGUCUAGAUUACCUACUCCCGAACCGGAUGCAAAUAGUAACAAGUUUGUUGAUAUUAGAGAAUUAAAAGAUAAAACUCCAAAAAAUACUGUCUAUGUUCCUGCAGCAGAAGUUGAUCCAAAUUUAGAAGAUGCUGAACAUAAAGUCAUGCCAUUGGAAUUGAUCACCCCUGUUGAUGGUAUUUCUGCCGAAAAGGUUCUGUGUCAGACCUGUGGAGAAAUCGGAGGUACCAGAUUCAAUGUUAUCAGUGGAUUGAGUUUGAACUUGGGUAAUAACUAUUCGAGCGUAAGUUUGGAUGAUUUAUUGGCCGAUUGGUUCAAACCAGAAGUUAUUCAUGAAGUUAAUUGUAACCGUUGUUCAUUGGUAGAAACAAAAGAAUUUUUAGAAUCCAAAUUGAAAGAUUUAAAGGACAAUGAAAAACUUAGUGAACAAUUUGAAGCAAGAUUAUCUCAAGUAGAUGAAUGUUUGAGUUAUCCAAUGGUAUCAGAUCAAGUAGUGGAGAAAUUAACAAUCAAAAAAGUUAAGAGAACUAAAGAGAAAGUUACAUCCUUGCACACAUUGCCUAAAUUACUAACAGUUCAUAUUAACAGGAGUUGCUUUGAUCCUAGAUCAUGUUCUAUUGUCAAGAACCAGGCUGCUAUUUUAAUUCCUAAGUUGUUAUAUAGUGACCAUUAUUCUUUAGUGGCGGUCAUCUGUCACUUUGGUAGUCAUCAUUAUGGUCACUAUAUAAUCUAUAGAAAAAUUCAUGGCCUCUUUUAUAGAAUAUCUGAUGAGGUUGUCUAUCCUGUUAGUGAGGAAGAAGUUUUGAACGCUCAAGGUGCUUAUAUGUUCUUUUAUGAAUUAUGUAAUUAA
Messenger RNA from Candida tropicalis MYA-3404, 1554 nucleotides. RefSeq names its product ubiquitin-specific protease (gene UBP1). The transcript has a single exon. Gene Ontology annotation, cellular component: cytosol; nucleus. Gene Ontology annotation, molecular function: cysteine-type deubiquitinase activity; cysteine-type endopeptidase activity. Gene Ontology annotation, biological process: protein deubiquitination. NCBI's taxonomy places the organism in Eukaryota, Fungi, Ascomycota, Pichiomycetes, Serinales, Debaryomycetaceae. The record is from RefSeq and is a predicted model, not a curated record. Bases 1 to 1554 code for a protein of 517 amino acids.